UUGCCGAGGCCACACUGACAGCCGGGUGGGCGUCCAUUGGGCGCGCUUCUGGUGGGAUCUUUUGUUUCCAUCCGUCAGCUGAUCGUGCGUCGACCAUUGCGGUGCAUUGUUGUUUGGCCUGCCCGCUUCUGAGUGUGUGCGUGUGUGUGUGUGUGUGUGCAGUGUGUUGUUGGGUACGCACUGGCGCGCGAAACAAAAGCCCGAGACUGAUUAGAUUAGACAACACAUACCUCAUCCAUUUCUCUAUUGGCAGAUAUACCCACACGAAGGUGGCGAAGCAAGCGUUCAUCUCCACCGUCGGCAGGAUGGGCAAGCGGCAACUGUUACUCAUGUCGUCCUCGGCGGUGCACGGAUUCGGAUACCUCGAGCAUGCCGAAUCGGAACUGACCAGCUUUCUGAAGCACAACAGCGUGCAGGAGGUGCUGUUCGUGCCGUACGCCCUCACCGACCACGACGGGUACACCGAGCGGGUCGGCAGCGUGCUGCGCAAGCUCGGCUUCGGCUGCACCGGCAUACACACCGCGCCGGAUCCGGUCCGGGCGGUGCAAAGCGCCCAGGCGAUCUACAUCGGCGGCGGCAACACGUUCCUGCUGCUCGACACGCUCUACCGGCGGCAGCUGGUGGAACCGAUCCGCGAGCGCGUCCUGCACCACGGCGUACCGUACGUCGGCAGCUCGGCCGGCACGAACGUGGCGACGCGCACCAUCCAGACGACGAACGAUAUGCCGAUCGUGCAGCCGGCCAGCUUCGAGGCGCUCGCGCUCGUCCCGUUCAACAUUAACCCGCACUACCUCGACCCGGAACCGAACGGCACGCACAAGGGCGAGACGCGCCCGGAGCGCAUCAACCAGUUUCACGAGCUGAACGCGGCACCGGUGCUCGGGCUGGCCGAGGGAACAGCCCUGUUCGUGGACGGUGAUCGGGCGACGCUGGUCGGGCCGCAGCCGGCCGUACCCGGCACGCCGUACGAUGCGCGCCUGUUCCGCAAGGGCGAGCAGUCGGUGCUGUACAAGGUCGGCAGUGAUUUGAGCUUUUUGCUGCGUGAGUAAGCGGAAGACGGAUGCCGGUUGAAAAUGGGCUUGUGCGGGAAAGAAGCAAUAAAAAGGCGCAAAUAAAUUUUAAA
Molecule: messenger RNA, 1123 nt
Organism: Anopheles merus
Lineage: Eukaryota; Metazoa; Arthropoda; Insecta; Diptera; Culicidae
Product: probable alpha-aspartyl dipeptidase
Exons: 3
Coding region: 306-1049 (247 amino acids)
Biological process (GO): proteolysis
Molecular function (GO): serine-type peptidase activity
Source: RefSeq, a predicted model, not a curated record